AAAGCGGUCGUUGAACCUUGCACGAAGAAUCAUCCUACUCCAUCAAAAUGAUGUCGGAUGAUAAUUCCGGAGUUGGUGAUUUUCUGGAAGAUGAAAGUUUUGCUGAAUCCUCCACUAACGUAUUGGUAUUUCCAUCAGAACCAACACUUAGGCAUUCAGCUACCACAGACACACUAGACUCUGUCAUCCUUGAAACAUCUCCAGCUGAUGAGGAAAUUCUAGAUGACAUCAAUAAUACACAGGCAGACAAAUCUGAUUCCAAAAAAGAUACAAGUUUGACCCUGGUUGAGUUUACACAAUCAGACAAUGAUGUAACACCACAAGGAGCAGAUUCAUCUUUACUGGGUACUUCUCCAUCAAUGGAUUUUUCUAAAGUUGAGGAAAAUCAAGAUAACCGUAAACGAAAUGUUGAGGAGGACAAAUUUAACCAAAGUCCUCUUCAUAUCAGUAGCUAUUUUAAAACAGAGACAGCAGUGGUUGUUGAAAGUGAUCCAUUUGGACAGAAUUUCUUUGAUAAUAUCAGCAAUACUCCUCAGGAGGAUAAAUCUAAAGCUGUUUCUCCAGACGGUGUCUUUGGUGAUGUGGAGGACCUCGGUAACGUUGGGGAAGUUUCACCCAGUGCAGUAUCACCUGUUGUUGAUGUGUCUGCUGCUUCGCGACCAGAUCCUAUCGAAAGUCGACUGUCACACGAGGAGCCAGAGAGCGUAGAUUUCCAGGUUGUACCAGAGGAUACGGAAACUAAUGUUAUGGAGGCCUCACUACAGGUAAUUGAUGACAAGGAAGAUUUUGAAUCCUUCACAGCAGAAGGGACUGGUGAUGGUGACCAGGACAUUUUGAGUGGUCUUAGUAUGUCCCCAUCAAACAAACUGAUGUCUGAGCGUAUGUCUCAGUUACACAUCACAGACACCAUUCCCAUAGAUACUGUCCCCGACAGUGGUCCGGUUAGCUACGACCGUCAGCUGUCUAACAAGUACCCAGACCUAGGGCUAUCCCCAGCACAUCAGCCGUUCCAGGGGACACCACUACCACCGAUGCAGUUGUCUGCCUUCCCCACUCCAGUACACCAGUCACACCAGUCAGUUACUCCAUUGGCCGAACCUACUAGCGACAGUUAUUUGGAAGUUCAGAUAGAGGACAAACUAAGUGAAACUGCAGGUUCGCCUCCCAAGUCUGGUGGUCUGGCAUCCGCUUUUCAGAUACUAGGUGACGGUAACGCUGCAGAUCCAUUCUCGACCAGUAUCCACAUGAGCGAGGCUGAUAGACAACAUGAUGCUUGGUUACCAUCAGACGCGACUCGACAUAUCCUUGUGACUGUAACUACAUCACCAGGGAGUUUCGUACCAACAGAAGAACAAAUCAGUACACCCAGUAUUGUCGUGAACGAAUCACAGGGUGACCCUGUACGAGACCUUGUCCAUCGCUACAUGGGAGAACAGGAGGCCAUUAAGAGACAGAUACUGACGGUCGACAGUGUAACCCAAAAUGUGGAUGGCUUGAAGAAACUCUUGGAGGGAGGAUGUUACAGAUCUGCUGUAGAACUGACGGGGAGACUUCUAACAGCUGCUGGUCAGGGGUCAGACAAUCAAGGGGACACAACUCCACCGACCCAACACACAUCACAUACACUACAGCUUUGGUUUUGUCGUCUGUCCCUGCUGAUGAAACUGAAAUUGUACAACAUCGUUGAGUCAGAACUGCAGGGGUUUCAGAACCUCGACACACCGGACCUCUACUAUGAGUUCUAUCCACAGAUUUAUCCGGGUCGUAAAGGUACCAUCGUAUCUUUUGGGAUGCGAUUGUUACAUGCUGAACUGCCUCACUACCUGGGACGAUCACAGGAAGCUUUGGAUAGACUCCAUUACAUACUAGCAGUCACACAAAAGAUUAUCAAGAACCUGGAUGAAGGUUUAUGUGAAGAUGGCAGUGCAGUAGAAAUUUCAGAAGAAAGUAGAAAAGUGUCUAGAGAGCUGUGGUAUUCACGUGAGAAGAAAGUCUUGUUUAUCAUAGGAAACACGUUUUUAGCUAUAAAGGAUUAUGAAGCUUCCAUGACAGUGUAUGAAGCACUACUUGUGAAGGACCCGCAGUCUAAGCCAUCUUUGCUGAGUGGUCUAGGACUUAUUUACCUACAGAUGGGGAAUGUUUCCAAGGCGACAGACUGUUUCAAACAAGCAGAAGUGUUGACUGACAUAACAGAUAAGAAACAGACGUGUAGAACUUACCUUAACAAGGGACUGGAGUCUAUGUGUACCAACAGUUUCUCCGACGCAUACCAAAAUUUCAAAACAGCAGUAGAACAUGAUCCAACGAAUGCCUCUGCUGUGAACAACAUGGCAGUGUGCUCCCUGUACCUGGGAAAGCUAAGGGACGCCCUGAAGACCCUGGAGGUCUUGGUACACGAGGACCCGAUACGGAACCUCCAUGAGGGAAUUCUGUUUAACCUGUGUACCCUGUAUGAACUGGAAUCAUCUCGUGCCCUUCACAAGAAACAAGCGUUACUAGACCUGGUCAGCAGGUACAAGGGUGACGGGUUCCCUGUGGCCUGUCUCAAAAUGGCUUGAAGAAGCCGGUGCAGAUACGAUUUUGUUUUUAGAGAAGUAGGAGGAAGACGCUAUUUAUGUCAAUCUUAAAAGAAAGUGAAAAGUGAAGCUUGGUUGGAUUUCGGGGUGUGUGCAACCCUGGGUCUGCCAAUCAACAUAUUAGGAGAAAACUAUCAAGUAUGACUGUGAUUUUUGUUCAUUGAUGAUGUUUUUGAAUUCAUUCCAUAAUGUGGACCAAGUGCUGAACUUUCCCAAUGUGCAAUAUUUGUGUCAGAAAUAUUUGUGUUGUAAGAGUAGUGUUUGUGUAUUAAAAUAUUUACAGAUCAAG
Mizuhopecten yessoensis (Yesso scallop) is the source of this 2865-nucleotide messenger RNA. Its product is annotated as trafficking protein particle complex subunit 12-like. The coding region runs from base 48 to 2558 and encodes 836 amino acids. Gene Ontology annotation, molecular function: protein binding. The transcript has 13 exons. Lineage: Eukaryota; Metazoa; Mollusca; Bivalvia; Pectinida; Pectinidae. Gene Ontology annotation, cellular component: TRAPP complex; Golgi apparatus. The record is from RefSeq and is a predicted model, not a curated record.